Closterium sp. NIES-65 is the source of this 1530-nucleotide messenger RNA. The record is from the annotation of a GenBank genome assembly. NCBI's taxonomy places the organism in Eukaryota, Viridiplantae, Streptophyta, Zygnematophyceae, Desmidiales, Closteriaceae.
AUGGGCAUGGGCGUGUCGUACCACUCCAAGAAGCCCGAGUACGCGGGGGUGGCGCACUGGUGGCGCACGUCGCUGUACAAUGCGGAGCUGCUGCUGCACCACCGCCUGCGCAACCACCUCUGCCUCACGCCGCACCCCUCCCAGGCGCACCUCUUCUACUCGUCUCAGUUGGGACCUCACAUUCGUGUACGCCCGGAGAGGCGUGGCCCCCCGUUGGACGACCUGCGCGUUUCCCCUCCGUUCGACUUCCCACAGCACUCCUCUCUCGCUCUCUCUGUCUCUCUCUGGACGCCUGCACCGAGAGCACGGCUGCAGCUGGAGCACGUGCUGGGCUUCUCCAACGCCACCAUAGACGAGUACUAUGACGACUUGGCACAGUGGAUUCGCCGCCAACCCGCCUUCAAGCGGUACGGCGCCAAGGACCACUUCUUCGGGCUGGGGCGCACCACGUGGCUCUUCCGCCGCUCGCUGUCCCCCGUGCUGGACGGCGCUAACCUCGAGCAGAUGCCCGAGUUCAUGCCCAUGAUGAAGCUGGAGGUGGAGCGCUACGCGUGGGACGACCAGGACUCGUUCGGGCUGCCCUUCCCCACGGACUUCCACCCCAUCUCCACCAAGCAGCUGCGCCGCUGGCAGGCCACAGGGCCCAGUGCCAAGCGCCCGUAUCAGUUUGCGAGCAUCAUCCCACCGGACAGCAAGGAACCUGAGGCGACCACCAAAACACUGUGUCGCCCUUCCCUCUCAUACCCCCUCCCCCCUCCUUCUCCAUCACCCACACAUGCCCCGCGCCCCUUGCAGGCCACGGUGCGGAGUGCGAAACGCCCCUACCAGUUCGCAUGCAUCAUCCCCCCUGACAGCAAGGAGCCCGAGGCGGCCACCAAGACGCGGGCAGCGGUGGUGCAGCAGUGCCAGGCGCCGUCCACCUCGUGUGCGCUGCUCAACUGCAGCCGCGGCGACUGCAGCCACGAGCAGGUCAUGGACCUGUACCUGUCAGCACAGUACGCGGUGCAGGACGGCAGCAACUUCGGGCUGCGCUACCUCAUGGACUCGCUCGUGGCGGGGGCCGUGCCCGUCAUGCUCUGGAACCGCACCUACGCACUCUACCAGCACCACUUCCCCUCCAACCCCGACUCCUUCUCGGUGUACCUGCCAUACAUCGACGUGCCUGAGUGGACCACCGUGGAGCAUCGCCUCUCCAAGGUCGCCCCCGCCCGCUACCGUGCGCUGCAGCUGCAGGUGAUCCACAUGAUACCAUCGCUCAUCUACGUGGACCCCUCGCAUGUCCUUUCCAACGUGCGCGAUGCCGUCGACAUUGCCAUUGACCACAUGGUCGACCUCUGGCGCGACCGCAAGGCUCGGCAUGAGUAUCCCAUACCAUCCACAGCCUCCGAGCCUGGUGGCGCAGGCACGGAGACUAAAGAGGACGGGCGUGGCAAACGAUUGGCGGACGCGACGCUGAGCGAAUUGAGUGGGGGUGGUGAGGUUGCUCAUGAAGAGGCGAAGGAAAGCAGCGAUGCCAACAAUGAAGGAUGA